Messenger RNA from Hyalella azteca, 505 nucleotides. RefSeq lists its product as uncharacterized. The record is from RefSeq and is a predicted model, not a curated record. The annotation marks the transcript as partial. The transcript has 4 exons. Lineage: Eukaryota; Metazoa; Arthropoda; Malacostraca; Amphipoda; Hyalellidae. Gene Ontology annotation, molecular function: GTPase activity; GTP binding.
AUGAGCAACGUUUUUUUCAGAGGAUUGAACAACUCUUCGGGACCUACGUGCAGAAGAACAACAACUUGUCGAUGCACGAGCGUGUCGAAAUCGAUGAAUCCAGCAGGACGGCAUAUGAGCUUUACAAAAGUACAAUGGAUUCGAAAAUCAAAUCCCAGCGAAGAUCUUUUGAAGUUUCUCUUCUUAACAGCUGUCACUCAGAGUCGAAAAAAGAAGCUAUUACAGCUUACGACAAGAAAAACCAAUACGCCAGAAACGACGCUUCGUUUGGAAUGGCAGCUGAAGUUAGGAGAAGCCUUGAAACGAGGAUUGAACAACUCUUCGGGACCUAUGUUCAGAGGAACAACAACAUGGCGAUGGUUGAGAAGGCGGAAGAACGAGCAAAGGCGAACAAGGGUCCAUUAGGCAAAACUUUUGGGGCCGUAAAAGAAAUCGUCACCGCACCUGUCACACUCGUCGAGUCCGUAGUCGAAGACGUCGCUGAAUUAAUUUCUCCUUCUUCAUG